UAGAAAACAACAAGUGUCUGCAUGUCAGUGUGACACAGAGUUACAGAUAGUUGAGCUUGCAGCAGAUUUUAGUUAGUUUUGUAAUAUUUUCUCUUUUCUAAUCUCUUUGAGCAGCCUAACCACCUGUGGUAACUGGAAAAGCAAAACACUGAGACUUUUGAUUUGAAGUCAUACAGGAUUGGCAAUCAGCAGCCAGGAGAACAUGACGAACCAAUCAGUCUUUGUCCUAAGAAUGGCUUUGCUGCUGCUGCUGGUGUACAGUACAGAUGCAAAAAUAGACAUCAUUACCACUAAGCUGGAUUUUAUAGUGGGAGAAGAGAUCGUUAUGUUGUGUAAAGCUGGGGCAGAUGCAGAGAUAAAGUGGCUGAAGGACGGGGAAGAAAUCGAUGAUGAGGAGAACGUGUCAAAGGUGGACGAAACCUCCUCUAAAUUGUUAAUUCAGAAGGCUACGAUGGAGGACGCGGGCAAGUAUACCUGUGACUGUGAAUACGACAACGGACACAGAGACAACGCUCAGAUACAGCUGUUUGUUUAUGAGGGUCCAUCAUUUGGCCACACCACCACCUACCAUGAGUUUCUGGAGGGCACAGACGGUGUGGUGCCAUGUUUGGUUACCGGUCGGCCAGCGGUAGAUGUUAAGUGGCUCAGAGACAGGGACGAAAUCUCUUCUAAUGAAGGAAGGCGUGUCCGUCAGCUGCCUGAUAACACACUCCGUAUUGAAAAAGUGAGGAGGGAGGAUGCUGGGACAUACGUGUGUCAUGCCCAGAUCAGAGGAAGAUCCAUCUUGCAGGAACUCUCUGUCUCAGUUGUCGUCAAUGCUCCUCCUACUGUGCGUCUGAGAGAAGAGGUGAAAAAAGUGCUGGCCGGACCAGAAACCAAUGUUUCCUUGCUGUGUUUGGUGGACGGUCUACCAAAACCCAACAUCACCUGGACCGUGCCAACAACGAUAGACCCUUCGCAUCAUGUGUUUAACUCAGACCGCAGCGAGCUGACGAUAAGGUCUGUCGCCAGGGCCGACUAUGGAGAGUACGUCUGCACCGCCACCAACAAGAUAGCUGAGAGCAGUGCUACCAUUAUGCUUCAUGUUUUUGAGGCCCCAGAGGUGUUUGUGUCAGCAGAACAGCAGAGUUUAUCAGUGGGCGAACGUGUGUCUGUGUCCUGUAACGUCACUGGCCAUCCCCAGCCUGAGCUACACUGGCUCAACAAGCACAAUGGACAGGCAGUGGAGUCCUCUGGUCGUGUCCAUGUUGUUGAUGGUGAGUUGGUGAUUGAAGAUGUGGUGCCCUCUGAUGGUGGACUGUAUUCCUGCAUGGCGGUCAGCACCUCUGGAAAUGCAUCAAGGGAUGUUGCAAUACACACUCAGCCCAGUCCCCCUAUCUACCUAUCAGUCUCACCUGGGCCAACCUCAGUCCUCUUCUCCCUCAAAACCCUGCCCAUCAGUGGAGGAACACCAAUAACGAGUUUUGUCCUGCAGUGGAGGCAAAGUGCAGCAGAACAAUGGAAGGAGAUCACAGUCCCAGCUUCAGAGCCUCUGGCCAUCACCUCCCUCAAGCCAUACACAUUGUACUCUGUACGUUUGGCUGCCUUGAAUGCAGUGGGAGUGGGACAGUUCUCAGACACAAACACCGUCCGCACCCAGGGAAAACAUGGUGAACCAGAUAGUCCAGUUAUCUCAUCUGAUCAGAUGAAAGUAGAGAGAAACUCGUUCUCUGUCCCACUUAAACAGAUUGAUGAUGGUGGAAAUCCACUGCAGCACUUCAAAAUACGAUACAGACAGGAUAAAGAGGGGGCUGACUGGAAAGAUAUGCAGUUGCCGCCCAAUGCUGACUCUAUCUCCCUUAAAGACCUGUCUUUCAGCUCAAACUAUGAACUGGAAGUCACAUCCGUCAAUACUAAUGGUUCCUCUUUCCCUGCCACAUUCAACUUCACCAUCGCAGAACAGCCCGCGAGCAGCAUGACCAAAGGCACCGUGGUUGGCAUCGUCAUGGUGAUCUUCCUGGUGGCAUUCCUGGUGGUAGACGCCACAUGUUGCUACAGAAAUCACUGCGGCCUGCUCAUGACCAUUGCUGUGAAACUCUUUGGACAGAAAGUCCCAGGCCUCAAAAUGAUUGAAGACGGAGAGGGAGCCACUAAUGGGGAAGUGAAGCUGAAGGGUAUAUCCACUCCGAGAGGCAGCAUACAACAGGCGGGAGUUCAGACGCUCACUAAGGAGGGGCAGCUCACAGAGGUCACCUGCGACAAAGCCUCCCUUACAAGACACGAGAAUAUACAGCCAGAUAUAAACCUUCCCACUGCCAUUGUAUGAGGCCAGACACUGGAGAAAUAACAUAUGACAAGUGCGAUGUAGACGUUUAAACAACAAGAGAAGAUACCAAACAAUCAACUCUCAGAACAGUUGCACUACACUGGACAACUGGGAAAGGUCAAACAUUACUGACAGACCGAAAAACACAGAUGUCACUGAGGUUUGUUCAAACUGGGCUGUUUGAGACCUCUGUGCUGUUGGAGCGAGAGGACAGCGGGCCUGUGUUCAGCCUCUCCUGACUGACAUGAAGACUGACAGAGGCUACAGGCAACAGAUUAUAUCAUUCUAUAGUCUUUGGGUCUUUUUGUUGUUCUGUCUUCUCUGAUUUAGAUGAGUUCAAAGAUAGGAAAGAAAACAAAUCUCUUUCACAGGGUAAUCUUGAUGUCCGUGUUUUACAGGGUAAAAUUGUUGGUGUUAUACAUAAAUCUUAAAAUUGCUUCAUUUUCACAACAAAUGUUUACCAACUGCAUUUUGAAUGUUGUACACAGACACAAGGUCUUAUUUUAUUAUUUUAUUUUAUAGACUGAAUCAUAACAUGGGUAUUCUCUGUACUACAGCAUUGUUUGGCAUUUCAAUAUUUAAAUAUUUGCAUCUGUUAAUGUUUUUCAUAUAUCUUUUUAGUGCAAUUAACUUUUUAUUAACAUUAUACUGUGGCUGAUCUUCUGAUAUGUAAGGCAAAGUUUAAAUUACAUUGUAUUCUGAUAUUGUAUUUUGAACCAUUUAAAGACAUUUCAGCUUAAAGUAAACCUAACUAACCUUAAUGUAAUUAUUAGGCACUGAUAUUUAUUGUUUUUAAACCACACGUGAGAGAUAGUCAUCAUAAGAGGCUUUCAACUUGAAGCCAUUUUUUACUUUGUAGCCAGCUUUACUGAUAAGCACUUUUUUGUAAGAAUAUUUUAUAUGGCCGGCAACUAACACUGGCCACAUAGGGGACCUGUAAUUAAAAUUGUAUUAUGAGAACCUCUUUUAAAGUACAUGUAAUAAUAGGCGACAUGUAUAUUCACCUAACAAAACUGACUAAUGUGGUAAGUUAUUUAGUAUUUAUAGUCAUAUUAUUAGUUACAGUAAUCAAAUAUGUUUAUAUGCACUCUGUUGCAGCUUUAAGUAUGCCAUGUUUGCAAAUUACCCGGCCAUAUUAAUGAAGUGUUUUGAUAUUGUUGUUAAAUUGUACUCAACACUGUACAUUGUUUGUACAUAUACAUGUUGUUACAUCUUUGUGUUUGAUAAAAAA
Molecule: messenger RNA, 3536 nt
Organism: Morone saxatilis (striped sea-bass)
Lineage: Eukaryota; Metazoa; Chordata; Actinopteri; Moronidae
Gene: ncam3
Product: neural cell adhesion molecule 3
Exons: 17
Coding region: 203-2305 (700 amino acids)
Biological process (GO): axon guidance; cell adhesion
Cellular component (GO): plasma membrane
Molecular function (GO): protein binding
Source: RefSeq, a predicted model, not a curated record